AUGAGAUCCCUGAAACACCUAAAACAUCACUCCAGGAACAAUGUGGAGGAGGAGAGUGGCCGCCUGGUGCGGACUUUCCCGAAGAUGACUGAGGGCCAAGUGGAUGUGGGCACACAGACAGAGCCUGUGGUGGUGCUGUCUCUGGCUCAGGCUGCUGUUCUGGGUCUCAUCUCCCAGAAUGAAAUCUUUGGUGCCACCAUUGCUCCCAAUGGCUUUUACAUGGGAGAGCCCAGGGAGUGUCCCCCACCUCCACCCGAGGCCAUGGAGUAUGAGUACGCUGACCAGCUGAUAGGGGCCAACGGGGACUACCUGGCUGAUCCUGCAGGGGAACCGGAGGCCCAACCACACUGCAGCGAAAGGAGGCGGCCCGGGCCCCGUGGGAGAACCAAGAGGCCCAGAAGUGAUGGAGCACUGGAAGAUCGCCCACACAAAAUAUCGAGUCCACAUGCACAGGUUAAAGGUGAAUGUCUUGAGUCUGACACACCUCCUUCCUGCAUUCACAUGAAUGGCAGGCAUAGCCCAGGCAAGCCAGAGGAUCCAGCCAUCCAACAUGGCUCACUGAAAGAGGAGCAGGCUUGCGGGAGCUGUCCUGUGUGUGUUAGAGAUACAUCCAACCAGCAGACAGAUGGACAGCCAGAACAAGAACAGGAAGAAAGUGCAGGUAGGGAAAGAGAGGGAAAAGAAGAAGAGCUGGUCGUGGAAGAAGAGGAGGAGGAAGCAUUAAACCUCAAGACUAGUGGAGACACUGGAAGCCCCCUGAUGAACCGCUACUAUGAGUCCAGCGAGGUGGCCUAUGAAUCUGCUGAUAUGGCCAUGCCUGGGGAGUACGAAGAGAGUAGCCAGGCCAUGCUGUGGUCAGACCCAGAGGGCCUUGCCAGGCGCAUGCAGAUCGACCGGCUGGACAUCAACGUCCAGAUUGAUGAGUCCUACUGCGUGGAUGUGGGGGAGGGCCUGAAGCGCUGGAAGUGCCGCAUGUGUGAGAAAUCCUACACCUCCAAAUAUAACCUUGUCACUCAUAUCCUGGGCCAUAAUGGCAUUAAGCCCCAUGAAUGCCUACACUGUGGUAAGCUCUUCAAGCAACCCAGCCACCUCCAGACCCACCUGCUCACCCACCAGGGCACCCGGCCCCACAAGUGCACCGUGUGUGAAAAGGCUUUCACCCAGACCAGCCACCUGAAGAGGCACAUGCUGCAGCACUCAGACGUCAAGCCCUACAGCUGUCGCUUCUGCGGACGUGGCUUUGCCUACCCUAGCGAGCUGCGGACCCACGAGAACAAGCACGAGAACGGUCAGUGCCAUGUCUGCUCCCAGUGUGGCAUGGAGUUCCCAACCUAUGCGCACCUCAAGCGUCACCUGACCAGCCACCAGGGCCCCACCACCUACCAGUGCACAGAGUGCCACAAGUCUUUUGCUUAUCGCAGCCAGCUGCAGAACCACCUAAUGAAGCACCAGAAUGUGCGGCCCUACGUCUGCCCCGAGUGUGGCAUGGAGUUUGUCCAGAUCCACCACCUCCGACAGCACGCCCUCACUCACAAGGUACUGGCAGCGCACGCCCUCGCACUUAAGGGUAUGAAAGAAUUCAAGUGUGAUGUUUGUGCCAGAGAGUUCACUCUGUCUGCCAACCUGAAGAGACACAUGUUGAUCCAUGCCAGUGUGAGGCCCUUCCAGUGCCAUGUCUGCUUCAAGACCUUUGUCCAGAAACAGACCCUCAAAACCCACAUGAUUGUCCACCUGCCGGUCAAGCCUUUCAAAUGCAAGGUAUGUGGCAAGUCGUUUAACAGAAUGUACAACCUCCUCGGUCACAUGCAUCUCCAUGCUGGCAGCAAGCCCUUCAAGUGUCCUUACUGCACCAGCAAGUUCAACCUGAAGGGCAACCUCAGCCGACACAUGAAGGUCAAACACGGCAUCCUGGAUGCAUCGCUGGAAGGACAAGAAGCCCCCCAAGACAUAGAGAGCCAGGAGGACUAUGAGGAGGAGAGCUUUGAAUUCAGCGAGAGAGAAAACCGAGCGAACAACAACACCCCUGAUAUUGCUAAAAUAUCUGAAAUCGAGUACUAUAGCAGCUAUGGGAAGGGCACAGGGCGCUAUAACACUGCAUGAAUUAUUAAAAUGACCCCAAAUUGGGUAGAAGUGUUAACUAAUAAAAUGGGAUUAUGUUUUUUUUUCUGUUAAAAGCAUAACACUUGGGUUGUCCUUCACAGGCAUGAGGUAACCCAACAAAAUCUGCACAUUCAUAUGCACUGGAAUCUCUCCUCAUGCUCUAAUAGUUGGAAAUGUAUACUGCCUACUUAAUUCCAUACUUUUCAGUGCUAAAAUACUGCAAAUCUACUGAAACAAUGUAGUAUUUGGAACACGUGGACUGUCUGAAGUAAAAGGAUUUAUUUUUAGCUGAGAAAAAGAUUAGAUUGUCAGUUGAUUAACAAUAGGACUAUCCUCUGAGCCUAAAUUGUAAAGCACAUUGUUUUUUUUUUUAAGCUAAAACAAGCAUAAAAGCAUAUGGUAAUGUUACAAUGCACUUACUCAUCCAGACAAUCCCAGUCUCUUUCAAGUGAGUCUGUUGGGGUACACUGAUGUGUAGGGUGAACAAGUCUUAAUAUUAAUUUCACUUGCCAAAGCUUAUCAAGUUGCAGAGGUUAAUGAAUUUCCUCACUUUGAUUUAUACUGUGAUAAGUUAAAAUUGAAGUCUGUAAAAUUACUUUGACAGGAUUUGCAAUCUAAGUUGUAUUGUAUUUUACUGUACAGAAUGUAUCAGUCAUCCAGUAUGCUGGCUGGUACUGUGAUCAGUGCAUUGCACUGAGGGCCACUGUGUGUGACCAGUCUGGUUUUAGGUUCCUGUAUUAACAAGCAUCAUCCUGCAUUGAUCCUAGUCUAUGAAUGUAAUUGUUGCUGUGGAAUGUUUAAGACGCUAAUAAAAAGAAAAUCAAAAUACCCUUUUAAUAGCAGACCCCCCCUCACCAAAGAAUUGGAUCUAAUUUUUUACAAAUCUUGCAGCUGAGGGCAGCCACAGUCUCUUUCCCUUUACAGUUGUAUUGAGCUGGGACAUUGGAUUUUGUGGGGGCCCAAUGGCAAACCUCAAUUACGUUUAGGUUCCCGUUCCCAGUCAUCUGUAGAUUUCUUCAAAAGAUUAUCAGAGAGCAAUCUGUGGUACUGUUCUCUUUAAGAAACUUCACUAUUUCCCCAUCCAGGCCUUCAUGGGACAGACUGCAACAUUUUUCAAAAGCGAUGCAAACCCUGCAUUCUUAUUGCAGUUCUGGUUUUCAUGGAUGAAUUUCAACAAGAAUUGUCCCAAAAACUUGGACAGAAAUAUUAAGUGCCCCUGUGUGUCUGCAAGAGCAUGCCAUCCAUCAUGCUGUACACUGGUCUAAAGUGAUGAACGACAACCUCCCAACAUGUGACAGGGCCAUGGACCUCGUGGAAAAUGAUUUGGGAAAUGCUCAAUAUAUUCAGUUUCCCAGUGCUUAGCUUUUCAAACAUAUAACCUGCAAACAAGGUAUCAAUUCUCAAUGUUGAUAUAGUGCAUUUAAAAUAAAAUGCUACUUUUUGUGAUUUUUUGAGCUUCUGUGUUCAUUCCAUCAGUUUUAGUGAUGAAAUAAAGGGGAACUACAAAAUGUUCAACUUAAAUGGCUUUCUGUAUUGUUAGACAUUAGUGUGGAGAUAAUGUGGAUAGAAAUGUAUGUAUAAUGUUGUGUA
Myripristis murdjan (pinecone soldierfish) is the source of this 3690-nucleotide messenger RNA. It is a transcript of the gene znf710a, whose product is annotated as zinc finger protein 710a. Gene Ontology annotation, molecular function: DNA-binding transcription factor activity, RNA polymerase II-specific; RNA polymerase II transcription regulatory region sequence-specific DNA binding. Gene Ontology annotation, biological process: regulation of transcription by RNA polymerase II. Bases 1 to 2100 code for a protein of 699 amino acids. Gene Ontology annotation, cellular component: nucleus. The transcript has 5 exons. The record is from RefSeq and is a predicted model, not a curated record. Lineage: Eukaryota; Metazoa; Chordata; Actinopteri; Holocentriformes; Holocentridae.